UGCCAGGCUGGAAUGGUGCAUGACAUCAGAGGCUUCUGACCUUCCUGAUUGGAAAGACUGGACUCCAUGGUUCUUGGCAACGGAGGUGGACAAGAGCAUCUUCGCAGAGCAUGUCCAUACUCCUAGCUUGGCCCCGGCUUAGAGAAGGGAUAACAGGGCUUGGGUUCACCCAGAAGCCAGAAGGGGAGUUUGAGAAGAGGAGGGUCUGAGUCUCCUGGGAGGGCACAAAGAGCUUGGGAGAAAUCAUGGCCAGUUGUCAACCGUCCGCCCAGUCUGAGGGCCAGAGCCCCCAGCCUAGCACAUCAGGGUACCCCCCGGAGGCCGUGGUAGAUGAAGAAAGCCCAGGACCAUCAGCCCCCUUUGUAGACCCCUGCCCCUUGCCUCAGUCCCGCGGAAGGAAGAGAGACAUCGAAUCCGAUGAGGAGACAGCCCCUGAGGCCAACGACAUCUGGGUGGUGGAGACACUGAGUGGCCUCAAGAUGAAGCUGAAGAGACAGCGGCUAUCUUCAGUGCUCCCUGAGCACCACGAGGCGUUCAACAGGCUGCUCGAGGAUCCUGUCAUUAAAAGAUUUCUGGCCUGGGACAAAGAUCUGAGAGUAUCCGACAAGUAUCUCUUGUCCAUGGUCAUCGCCUAUUUUAGCCGCGCUGGUCUCUUCUCCUGGCAGUACCAGCGAAUUCAUUUCUUCCUGGCACUCUACCUGGCCAAUGAUAUGGAAGAGGACAACCAGGCCCCCAAACAAGCCAUCUUUUCAUUCCUUUAUGGGAAGAACCGUUCCCAGCGUCCCUUGUUCCACAAACUGCGAUUGCAAUUCAUCCGAUCCAUGGGAUGGAGGACCAGGGUGUCCAGGGAAGAGUGCGAGGAGAUCCAGGCUUUCGAUCCAGAUCUGUGGGUGUGGGGGCGAGAUCGCACCCUCAUACCCUAGAGGGACCAUGGAGGCCCGAGGUCAUCGGCCUGAGGGGAGAUCCCUGAGCCCCGGGGAGACGCACGUUUUCGGUAGGAAGUCAGGAACACAGGAGUUUCUUUCACAGAUAAUCUAGAAGAACCCAGGACCUUCCAGAACGAGCUCAAUGGAGUUAUCGUGUUGUACUCCUAGGAGCUGGGAGUCCAUGGAGGAGUCCAUGGAGAGACAAAAAGAAACCAGGGUUUUUUCACGUCCAUCCCCUCCUGGGCCACCAUCAAAUAUUUCACAUUACUUAAUUUGAAUCUCUGCUGAGGUAGAGGUUGGAGGUCCCAUUUUUCAUGCACUGGGACAAAGGUGAGGAGGAAAUUACCUCAAAAUAUAAAAUUAGAACCCAAAGGAUUGUGACAGCCAAACAUACGUCAGGAAUUUCAGUUGUUCAUUUUGAAAAUGUUGCCCUUAGAUUAUACUUGUUUCUCUAGUUUUUAUUUACGUAUUUAUUUUAAAUAGUUCUGAAACAGUCAUAGUUUCCAACACAUGCUGUUCCAACGUAGUUUUGUGAUGAGAUUUCAGCUGCUGCAUAACUAUAACUUUGUUUACAUAUUCUGGAUAGGUUUUGUUUUUAUUAUACUUAUAUAAUACAUCAGUUAUACUUAUAACCAGACGGGUUAGUUCCCUCAUGUUCUUCUAACUGUAAAUGUUUGUUUGAUAGUCUUCGUUAUUAAACUGUGAGAACCAGGUGUCAUUUUUUAACUUGCCUUGAUGACAUGUUUGUAUGUUAUUUUAGGUUAUUAAAGAGGACACUGAAAGGUGUCUCUCGGGGAAUCAUAAUAAAGAGAUGUCUUCUUCCCUUCAUGAUGUUUGUGG
Molecule: messenger RNA, 1766 nt
Organism: Canis lupus familiaris (dog)
Lineage: Eukaryota; Metazoa; Chordata; Mammalia; Carnivora; Canidae
Product: speedy protein E4A-like
Exons: 7
Coding region: 246-923 (225 amino acids)
Biological process (GO): positive regulation of cyclin-dependent protein serine/threonine kinase activity
Molecular function (GO): protein kinase binding
Source: RefSeq, a predicted model, not a curated record